Messenger RNA from Salmo salar (Atlantic salmon), 2993 nucleotides. It is a transcript of the gene gpr161b, whose product is annotated as G protein-coupled receptor 161b. The record is from RefSeq and is a predicted model, not a curated record. Gene Ontology annotation, biological process: G protein-coupled receptor signaling pathway. Gene Ontology annotation, molecular function: G protein-coupled receptor activity. Gene Ontology annotation, cellular component: plasma membrane; recycling endosome. NCBI's taxonomy places the organism in Eukaryota, Metazoa, Chordata, Actinopteri, Salmoniformes, Salmonidae.
UUUUUUUAUUACAGCAACAAACGUAUUGUUUCAUUCGUCGACGUAGGCUAGUUGUAUCAAUGUUCAACGUGAACGCAAAUGCAACUGUCUUGCAUAAAAACUAUCUAAGAACGAACUAACUCAAGUAACACCCAUAACAGACCACCCACAGACUGAGAAGGGGGACCCGCCAGCAAGGACAGAGAAGACUUGAGUUCAGUCAGUGGAGGCUAGUGGAGGACGCCAUUGAAACCGAGAACUGACAGACUUGAAAUUUGUAGCGAAAGGAUAACUAUGAAAUGGGGAAAAUUCAACAACUAUUUCUACGUUGAAUUAAAGUUGUAGUGCCAAGGAACACAACUUUCGUUGCCAGUUCGUAGGAGAUGACGGUCCUCAACGCUGUUCUAGAGGUGAGAAUAGUAGUGGAGGUGGGGAUUCUGCCAGGACAAUGGAGAAAGUUUUAGCUAGCGAGUUAGUAGAAGCUAGCUAGAAACAGGGUUACAGGGUGACGACGGUAUUCAAAACCUUUAAAUAUCAGAAAUGAUUCCCCUGGUAUGCCCUGUCUCCUCCGGCAGCCCAGUCUCUCACCAUGAAUGCUAGCGGGAAUGUCUCCACUGUGGGAAACGCCACAGCUGCGUGGGACGCUGGCGGGGGCCCGGUGGUGCUGGAGUCAGUGUUCAUCGUCACCAUCGCCCUCCUGGCCUGCCUGGGCAACUUCCUCAUCGUGGCCACCCUGUACCGCAGGCCCUACCUCCUCACACCCAGCAACAAGUUUGUGUUCAGCCUGACCCUGUCCAACCUGCUGCUGUCAGUGCUGGUGUUGCCCUUUGUGGCAGUGAGCUCAGCGCGGCGGGAGUGGGUGUUUGGUGUGGUGUGGUGCAACUUUACCGCCCUGAUCUACCUGCUCAUCAGCUCGGCCAGUAUGCUCACCCUGGGGGCCAUCGCCAUUGACAGGUACUAUGCGGUACUGUACCCCAUGAUCUACCCCAUGAAGAUCACAGGCAACCGGGCGGUGGUGGCAAUCGCCUAUGUGUGGCUGCACUCCCUGGUGGGCUGCCUGCCACCCCUCUUCGGCUGGUCCUCCUUCGAGUUCGACCGCUUCAAGUGGACAUGCGUGGCGGCCUGGCACCGCACCCCUGCCUACACCGCCUUCUGGGUCACCUGGUGCAGCCUGCCGCCGCUGCUCGCCAUGUUGGCCUGCUACGGCGUAAUCUUCCGCGUGGCACGCCUCAAAGCCCGCAAGGUGCAUUGUGGGACGACGGUCGCGUCUUCAGAGGAAACGUCAUCGGGUGCUCAGAGGAACGACCAGCGUAAAAACUCAUCUACGUCCACGUCGUCCAACGGAAGCCGGUGGAGUUUAGUGUAUGCUGGGAGCCAGUGCAAGGCUUUCGUCACCAUUAUGGUGGUGAUCGGGACCUUCCUGGUGACCUGGGGCCCCUACGUGGGGGUGGUGUGUACAGAGGCCCUGUGGGGUCAGGGCAGCGUGUCCCAGGGCCUGGAGACCCUGGUGGCCUGGCUGUCCUUCUGCAGCGCCGUCUGCCACCCGCUCAUCUACGGCCUGUGGAACAAGACUGUGCGCAAGGAACUGCUGGGCAUGUGCUUCGGGGAUCGCUACUACCGCGUGGAGUCGUUCGCCACACGCCACCGCACGUCACGCCUCUUCAGCAUCUCCAACCGCAUCACAGACCUGGGCAUGUCCCCUCACCUGACGGCCAUGUUGGUGGGAGGAGGGCAGCUUCUGGCCCCCGGCAGCAGCACUGGAGACACUGGCUUCAGUUUCACUCAGGACUCAUGUACAGACGUCAUGCUGCUUGACACCUUCUCCACAGAUGGCUCUUCCCACAUUGGAAGCGUGGCCGUAAAGAGGCGGAGCUCGGUCACCUUUGAAGACGAACAACAGCAGAAUUCCAAAGCUGCAGAGAGCACCACCAUUCCCUCUACUGUCCAGGUCCAAGUAGAGAUACACAAAUCUCUGGACACCUUCGCCUCCUGCCUGGCCAGGGCCAUCGAAAGCGACGCUAAGCUCACCCUCUUUGGCGAGGACACACCCCUAUCUGGGGUGUUGUUUGCGGCUGCGGCGAGGGGGGCACAGAGGCCCCGUUACCUUGACGGUCAGAGACUGAGGCUGGAGAGCAUCGAUGAAGGGAUCGUCAAAGACGACAGAGAAGACCAAGAGAGGGAGAAUGCAUAGAACAAAUAUCCCUUUUCUUCUUUUAGGUACCUAAGAGUUUAUGGUACAUUGGGCAUUGCAUACUUUAUAAUCUUUGAACUCAGUACGCACAGUGUAUAUAUUUAAAAUAGACAUUUAUAACAAUGCAAGGUUUCUGCCAAUUACAGUGCAUGCCUCUGUAUCUAUUCUCAUGUGAAUAGAUACUUCACAUCAACAAGUGGGCCCAAUGACCAAUUUUCAUACGUUGAAAUCUUAAAUAGCAAUAGACACACUAAGGACAUUUUUGGACCAAAUGCGUGCCAUAUAUUGAGUGCCUUGCUAGUUGUACUAUAUAUACACCUCUGUUAAAUAGGAAGCCUCAACUACUGUAUCUUGACGGUUCAAUGUUUGUAUUUUCAUUGGAAAGCUUUUGUUUAUGCCUAUGAUAAUAUCUUAAGCCACUUAUUCCUCAUUUUCUUUCCAUGCUUAAAGACUGCCUCUUGCUGGUGUGAACAGAUAAGUCUGUUGUGUAGUAUUAGACGGGGGGUGCGUUCAGCAGGGAACAACGUUGUGGAACGUUUAUAUAGAAAUGUGUUAUGUAGAACAAACAUGCCUCAAUGACAUGUCAAGUAAGGGAUCAUGUCAGUUCUAUUCAUGACAUUUCUAUCUACAACAUUUGCCAACUGAACGUGGCCAGGUAUUCCCGGGAGGAGAACUUCCUGGUUCUCAGUAGCUGUAAUGCUUUUGGAGCAGAGGACCAACUUCCUGUAUACUUCAACAUUUCACAGUAUGACAUGUGAAAACAUGCCCUAGAAGAUAAUGUACAUUUGAAUGCACUUGAAUAAUGCAGUACCCAGAGUAUGAA